Marchantia polymorpha subsp. ruderalis is the source of this 5244-nucleotide messenger RNA. The record is from the annotation of a GenBank genome assembly. Lineage: Eukaryota; Viridiplantae; Streptophyta; Marchantiopsida; Marchantiales; Marchantiaceae.
GACACUGAAAGCUUCUGAAUCGCCUGCGAGGUCCGAUUCAUCAAAUCUUCAAGAGUUCGCUGAUAAUCACACAGCUCCUUGUAUCUCUCCGACGACAAGCAUCCUUCAUAGAGAUUUGCUGCCAGCAAUUGCAAGAGAGCUGAUCAAGAUUCUGAUUCUCUGAUAUGGGGGACGGUUUUCAGUAAAUAGUAGGCGCCAGGGCUGUGCGGUGCCAGCCUGGGCAUGUAAAGGAAACAGUCCAGUGAAGGUUUACAGUCAGGUUGGGAUGAAGAACGACGUCAAUUUGCAUGCGCGAAGUCCCAGAGGGGGCCGUGGCAGUUUUUUUCCGACAUCUAUCCGUGCAAUUUCGACAUACAUACGCUCGGUUUCUGCAAACGCAAGUAAUAUUGCAUCCACAGUACGUUCUGCAGCCGUUCUCCCGAUAUCGAAUGGCUCACUUCACGAGGAUGAGCGACAGCGAGAGCAGGUCCAGUGGGCGGACUUUGAUAGGUUGGAGUUAGAUUCAGGAGAAAGUAGACAUGUCUUGUUGCUUACAUAUUCAAAUGGGUUUCAAGUAUGGGACGUGGAAGAAGCCCAGAAUGUUAGAGAGCUAGUGUCUCGGCGUGAUGGGCCUGUUGCAUUUUUGCGGAUGCUGCCCAAACCUCAUCCUCAAGAGUCUUCUGUCGGAGGGCCAAUCAGUGCUUCCCGCCCUAUUAUGCUCGUUGUGACUGACGAGUAUUCAAAUACUGGAAGUCAUAGUCCAGGAGGUUUUCCUGGAAACUAUAAUGCGGGGGCGACUGGAAGUCCUCCUGGGGGCACAGGGCCUCAGUUGAUACCUACGGCAAUUCGAUGUUACUCGCUACAGACUCAUGCAUAUGUACAUGUUUUGCGAUUCAGAACGAGUAUACAUGCCGUUCGUGUUUGCGCGCGGGCUGUUGUUGUGGCUCUGUAUUCUCAGAUUUAUGUGUUCGAUGCAGUUACACUAAAUAACACCUUCAGUGUGCUGACCUAUCCUACACCUCAAUCUGGACCGGGCGCAACGAAUCUCGGGUUUGGAGCCCUUGCUGUCGGUCCACGGUGGCUUGCCUACGCAGCCAAUCAACCCAUUACUCCCAUCACCGGUCGCGUCUCCCCGCAACAUCUCACUCCUUCACCAGGUGUUAGUCCAUCAACUUCCCCACAUAAUGCUAGCCUGGUUGCGCAUUAUGCCAAGGAAUCGAGCAAGCACAUUGCAGCGGGUAUUGUCACUCUUGGAGACAUGGGGUACAAGACCUUAUCGAGAUACUGUUCGGAGCUUAUGCCCGAUGGACCCAGUUCUCCUCAGACUGGCAGUCCAAGUUACAAACCUGCAAGCAAUGGUCACUACCCAGGCCCAGCGGCUCAUGACCAACCAGAAUACGCUGGAAUGGUGAUUGUGCGUGACCAUGUCAGUAAAGCAAUUUUAACGCAGUUUCGGGCUCACACGAGUCCACUCUCAGCUCUUGCCUUCGAUCCCAGUGGCACUCUUCUCGUCACUGCAUCAAUAUAUGGUCAUAACUUGAACGUGUUUCGACUCUUACCUUCCGUCUCAGGAACUGGUGUUUCCUCUAGCGGGUUUGAUGCCAAUACAACUCAUGUACAUUUGUACAAGCUUUAUCGAGGAAUGACAAAUGCGGUUAUUCAAGAUAUUAGCUUUAGCAGUGACAGUCAGUGGCUAGCUGUGAGCUCUUCAAGAGGCACCAGUCAUCUCUACGCCAUCUCACCGUUUGGAGGGCCAGUUGGUCCUCAGACUCAUAGUGCCAUACCUGUGGACGGGUUAACUGGACCUACACUGAUGCCAGCUCCUGCUUUUCCGUGGUGGUCAAGCCCUGGGCCAGUGAGGAUUGCUCAGCAACCUCUUCCGAAGCCUCCUCAAGCUAUGAAUCUCUCAGUCGCGAGUAGAAUAAAAAAUGGUGUCAGCUGGCGAGGUUCAAUUACCGGUGCCGCGGCAGCUGCAACCGGUCGGGCUAGCAAUAGUUCUGGAGCAGUUGCUUCUAUUUUCCACGACGGGGGUAAUCACAGUCACGAACCAGAUAUUGUCAACGGUUGUCUCAAGGAGCAGCUAUGGGUUCUAUCACCGGCGGGUAAUCUCAUUAGGUAUGUACUGCGCCCAACAGCCAGUUCUGAGGGAGGAUAUAGCAACAAUUUGGCAGGCGUGAAUUCUACUUCCUCUGGAACUCCAAGUCCGUCACAAGAGUUGCGGCUGCUGGUCGAACCACUAGAGAGGUGGGAUGUGUCUCGAAAGGCCAAUUGGGCGGAACGAGAAGAAAGAGUAGAUAGCCUUGCUGGACCAGGCCUUGGGUAUGAAGAGCCCGUAUUGGGUGGCGUUGGCGGUCAUCGUGGCGGAUUAGGAGGACAUCCAACUAGCAACGGAAGUGGUGGAUUGGGAAGGGAAGGAAGGGAGGGCAUGUCUGCAGAGGAGAUGCAGCGGUGGUUCAUGUCAAACGCCGAAGUGCAAAUGCACAAUCAGGCUAGGCCGUUGCCAGUCUGGGCAAGGUCAAAGGUUUAUUUUCACGUCAUGCUCUCUAAAGAGUCGGAGAGUGAGGGAAGCUCAGACAUCGAUACUAUUGGGGGAGAAAUUGAGAUUGAAAAGAUUCCAACUCGUGUGGUGGAAGUACGAAGAAAGGAUUUGGUGCCUGUCAUUGAGAGGCUUCAAGUCUUCACAAAAGUUCAGGGUUCUAGAGAAGUGGCAUCAGAGAGUAUACCAGCCAUGUCAGGCCUGCACAUGCAACUGUUUGUGGAUGAUGGCCUUCAAGAGGGCGUUAAUGGGACAAAUUUUGGUGGUAAGCACAUUCAUCGGACAAGCAGUGGGAGCAGUUUUGGGUCUGAAGGAGGGCCAAAUGGGGGUACUGUUAAUGGUUUCCAUCAAAAUUUUCAAGACUUUCCAGAAAUUCCUGUGGGAGGAAUUACUCCGUCGUCUUUUGAUUCGCCUCCCUCUUUUUUCCAUCACCCUCAGCAGCAGGGCAGUGGAGUCCCAACACCUUUUGGAAGAAACCCCUCCCAAGGAGCAGCUGUAAAUAGCAAGUACAUGAACACUGAACCAUCGAACUUUAGUUCUGAACCUCUCAACUCAGUCCCCGGUGUCGUUGGAACACAUACCAGCGGUUCCCCUCCUCUAAAUUUCGAGAGACUUGGCCGAAGAGACGUCAGGUACAGCGGUGGACAUAACUCCUCCAGUAUCAAAAAUGAAGGGGAUGUAGGAGUAGUGUCGGGUUUUGAGCCCUCAAGUCCACGAGGUGAGCAUGAUUCCCUGGAGACAGUCAGUAGAGGAGUUCACUUGGCUUCCAACUUACAAGCAGAGGCUCACAACUAUGGGCAAGAGACGAAAGUAGAUUCUGUCCAUGGGGAUGAAGGAAUCAUUGAUGGAGUGAAUAGUCAGAUUAUGGCAUUGUAUGAGCAUAUGAGUUUGGAAGAAAUAGGUACGCAUCAGUCUGAAGAUAGUCCCGUUCCAUCUGGUCAUCAACCUUGGGACAUGGGGCUUGAUAAUGCGGACAUGGAGCCCCUGAUUCGCCUCUCUCCAGGAGGUAUCGUGGCACGAGACUUGGAUGAGCGACCAGACUUUUUGUAUGGUCAAAGACAUGAAGUAGGCCAGCAAGGGGCGGAAGUGGGCCGUCUCUCUCAAGACGGCAGGAAGGUCGCGGAAGAUGUGGAAAGCACAGAUGCUCAGAGCAAGAGUGAGGAUAAUGACGGUGUUGAUCCUGGAGAUGAUGUUUGGGAAGGUGCAAUGUUUCCUUUUUGCGAAGAAGAUGGCUGAUUGAAAACAGUCAACCGCUUCCUUGAUUUGUUGACCUUGGUGACGAGCCUGAUGCCUCCUGAUUGUACAGAAAUUUACUUGGAAGGUGGCGAGAAUCCGAAACCCUUUUAACAGCUUACAAGAUUACAUGAAUGCGUUUCCACCUGUUAUCCGAUUGAAGACAUGUUUUGAAUCUUGCACCUUCUCAAUAUCUAUGAGAACAAGUUACCUGUUAGUCCGUCAGCGGGCUUCGAGUGAAGUAUAAUUGGCACUUCAAGGGCACCUCUAUUUCAAGGCUGCCGUUAAGUAGAGAGAACCGAUUUUUUGAGAGAUAGAGUAGUCUUGUGCUAGGAAUUUGGGAUAAACCGGAACUUCAUGGGUACUCUUUUCUACCUCAGGUCAAGAUUGCAUGGGUAUAUUUGUUCCCGUCAAGCGCAGAAGUUAUCCACGUAAGUCCCCAUGCGGUUAGAUCCUACCUCUUGUGGUCAUUUCACGGGGCUCUUUUAUCGACAUUCACAGGAGGUAGGGGAUGGAAGUUUCGAGGAGUAGCGAAUUAAGUUGGAGUGGAGUGUUUCGCCAAGGUCUCAAUCCGUCGGUCUCAUUAACUUACAUGUUUCAUGUCGUGAACUUGACCAUUCUCCCUGGACCAUGACACUCAAAAGUGCCGAAUAGACGUUCCCAGAGACAUUGUGUCUGCCCUUGUCUUUUCACAUGCUUGUACAUAUGUGUAUAUAAUCCUUUGUCAGGUCUUUAUUCGGUCACUAGAGGCACACAGCAUUGGAUCCCAAGGAUUUUUACAACCAGUUGGAAUCCUUAGAUUUUCUGUCAAAGACUUCGAAUCUGUAUGGUUUUCCUCCCAAGUCGAUGUAUACUGUCGUCUGCUGGAGGUAGUCUACUCCUUCUUUGGCAGUGUAGGUUUCUACCCUUGAGAACUAGAAGACACGUUUUUAAUCUUAUAAUGUAUUUUUAAGGAUUAAAUUGUUCCCUCAUGUUGGGGAGGGAGAGAAAAAAAAGGUGGGGAGGGAUUGUUUUGGGUGGAUGUUUGUCUAUGUGUGCAGCUUGGUACAUGGUUGCCCAACAAUGACGGUCAACAUUCUGCUCACUAUGAACCAAACUGAAACUCCGGGUCAAAUAGGAGAACUCGAUGAUAGAUUUUUCUAUCUCCCAGCUAUACGAGUUAGCAGUAGAUGGAACUGAUUCGCAGGCUGUUUUAGCUAUAAGAGCAGCCGUGUUUUUAGGAAAGCUUGAAUCAUCUUUGGACUCUUGCGCUGGGUUUGUGGAUGUUGAUUCUACCAUAUAUUGGAUGGAAGGGGGACUUUUUCUUGAAAAGCAAUUAUCCAAUUGACUCGCAAUUUGUCUUUAUGACGUUCGAAUUGGUAGUGUAUAGGUCUUAGAAGUCUGGAUUUGACUUGAGCAGUAAACUGUGGUCACCAGAUCUUAGUACUCUCGUGUUGCUGUGUUCUUUCAGUUGUGUAAUUAUAAUAUAUUUGUACAGGGUCACAAUACUUCUAGUC